Vespula vulgaris is the source of this 1460-nucleotide messenger RNA. RefSeq lists its product as uncharacterized. The coding region runs from base 1 to 1107 and encodes 368 amino acids. The record is from RefSeq and is a predicted model, not a curated record. Lineage: Eukaryota; Metazoa; Arthropoda; Insecta; Hymenoptera; Vespidae. Gene Ontology annotation, cellular component: endoplasmic reticulum; membrane. Gene Ontology annotation, molecular function: heme binding; iron ion binding; fatty acid 2-hydroxylase activity. Gene Ontology annotation, biological process: fatty acid metabolic process; lipid biosynthetic process. The transcript is spliced from 6 exons.
AUGAAAGAGUUGAAAAAUACUGUCAAUAUUAUAUCACAUGAUCAUAAUUCCGUUAAGUUGCGUAAUAUUAACAGUUUUCAAUCCGACGAUGAUGUUAUUGAUGAUGAUGCUAUUGCGAAAAGAUCGCAAGAUGAAAGAAGACGUUUUGUAUCUGACAAUGAAACAGAGAAGGAGGAUAAAUUUAUUGUUAAAUACAAAGGACGUAUUUACGAUAUUCGUGCAUUUUUAAAUAAUCAUCCGGGUGGUAGGAAGACACUUAGUUCGUACAAGGAAAAAAAUUUGGAUCGUGUUUUAAAAGAAUAUCCCCAUUCGGAUGCGGCCCUUCAUUUGUUCAAUGAAUAUGCAUUGGAUAAUAAAAUCAAGUAUGACGAGGUUGAAAGUUUGAUCGAUUGGAACACACCUUUAUUAAGUCAAGUGGGCGAUUUAAGUGAUCGAUAUUGGCAGUGGGUGAAUCUACCGGUAAAUCGACCAAUACGACUUUUUCGAUCAGAUAUAUUGGAAUUUUUAACAAUCACACCAUGGUACCUGAUACCGAUCGUUUGGAUUCCUAUUUGUGCAUAUUUUCUCUAUACUGGAUUUAGUCUAAGCAUUACUCGUCAAUUUCCAAUUUUUUCUUUAUUAGAAGGCCUCCUUGCCUUCGCGGGAGGUGUAUUAUUGUGGACAUUUGAGGAAUAUCUGUUACACCGUAAAUUGUUUCACUUCAGGCCGCCAGGGAAUUCGAAAAUACUUAUCACGUUACAUUUCCUUCUUCAUGGUUUGCAUCAUAAGGCACCUUUUGAUGGUCAAAGAUUAGUAUUUCCACCUGUAGCUGGUGUUAUCAUAGCAGUAGGCAUAUGGAAUCUGUACAUAUCGAUAUUUCCUGACUUUAUAGCCAACUUUAUUAGUGCUGGAACUGUUGCAGGAUACUUGUGUUACGAUUUAACGCACUAUUAUUUGCAUUAUGGUAAACCCAAUGCCAAAACAUAUUUUUAUGAUUUGAAAAGAUAUCACAAUUAUCAUCAUUUCUCGCAUCAUGAUAAAGGUUUCGGUAUUAGUAGUAAAAUUUGGGAUUACGUAUUUAACACAAGUAUACGUUUACAGCAGCUGGCAAAACCGAUAGAAUGGUAAUUUGUUGCUUAUGAGUGAUAAAUGCAAUAUAAAAGUUCAUAUUUAGCACGUAGCUCGCCUUCAGCUUGACUAUUGUUGUUACCGAUGAAAAGUUUUACUUAAGUACUUCAAGCCAUAUUGCUUAAUAGAUAAAGUGAUGUUUAAAAACGAGUAUACGAUCCUCUGAGCGAAAUACCAUGUCAUUAAUCAGUAUUAUACGCGAUGCAUUCUAUAACAUAACUUAGGAAGACCGUAUUAAAAUGCAUGUUGUAUAAAGAUAAAUUAGUUAAGUACUUUGAUAUUCUUAAUCUAAAUCAAGAGUACUCGAUUAGACCCUUGAACAAAUUUUUAAAUAAACUUAAAUAUCAUUAUAG